UUCUCAAUUUAGCAAGGAGUUGAAUCCACGGGUCUCGGAGAAAAAAGCUCUCUUUUCUUCCUCUCUGCAACUGCAGCAACCCUAUUUCGCGCCAUUGCUACAAGAGCAACCCUAUUUGAAGAAGAAGUUCAUUCUAACGGAAGAAGAACUUCUGCGUCUUCCUGUUGAACCGACGUCUUGUUCAAUGAUGGCGCAGAUCUCUCCGUACGCCUUUUCCGCCGUUGGAAUCGCUAUCUCCAUUGGUGUUUCUGUGUUGGGUGCUGCUUGGGGAAUAUAUAUAACUGGAAGUAGUCUGAUUGGUGCUGCAAUUAAAGCUCCCCGCAUAACUUCGAAGAAUCUCAUCAGUGUGAUCUUUUGUGAGGCUGUUGCUAUUUAUGGUGUUAUUGUGGCAAUCAUCCUUCAAACAAAGCUAGAGAGUGUGCCAACAUCCAAGAUGUAUGAAUCAGAGUCUCUUAGAGCAGGAUAUGCAAUCUUUGCCUCAGGGAUCAUUGUUGGCUUUGCAAACCUUGUGUGCGGGCUAUGUGUAGGAAUAAUUGGAAGCAGCUGUGCAUUAUCUGAUGCUCAGAACUCCUCACUUUUUGUGAAGAUUCUAGUGAUCGAGAUCUUUGGUAGUGCACUUGGAUUGUUUGGAGUAAUUGUGGGAAUAAUCUUGUCAUCUCAAGCAACAUGGCCUGCAAAGACAUUGUGACUAGCCAUUUCCAGUGGUACAACUUAGUACUUAUUCCACAGUUUAUUACAGUAGCAGAGAAUUAUUAUUUUGGAGGCACUCAUUUUGAUAAGGAAAUUGAUUCUGGUGCCAAAAAGCACAUCCUUACAAUUUGCUGUCUACUGUCUGAUCAGAAUAUGCAUACAUCCUACCUUUCCCAAGGUAGUUAUUGACAUUAUCGUUCCUCCAUUCUGUUGAUCAUUAUAGCCACAUAUGUAGUUGCAGAGAUUUAGAUUUCUGGGCUUGAUAAUUUAUAAUGUUAAUAAAAAACUUCAGCCCAUAUGUGACACUCA
Molecule: messenger RNA, 999 nt
Organism: Nelumbo nucifera (sacred lotus)
Lineage: Eukaryota; Viridiplantae; Streptophyta; Magnoliopsida; Proteales; Nelumbonaceae
Product: V-type proton ATPase subunit c''2-like
Biological process (GO): proton transmembrane transport
Cellular component (GO): proton-transporting V-type ATPase, V0 domain
Molecular function (GO): proton-transporting ATPase activity, rotational mechanism
Source: RefSeq, a predicted model, not a curated record